AAGGACAAGGACAAGGACAAGGACGAGCACGCAGACUGGUUUCUAUUCCACCUUCCAACAGCUCUCGCCGCCUCCCAUCCUUCUUCCUCCCAAUAUUGUCAAUUGACCCGUCUUCUCGCCCCUCUGCCCUCCUUCCUUCUCUCUCUCUCUCUUCCCUUCCUCCCUUCCUCCGCCCUCUAUCCAUCGCUUGCUGCCACGGACGUGUUCAUGACCACCACCACCUCCUCCGGGCCGGAGACGACGGAGACGACAGAGACCCAUCAGCCUACUAGACCAUUCAUGGAUAGGAAGGCAUCCUCGCCCCAUCUCAAGGCUUCAUCACCGCCAGCCUCUGCGUUCUUCACACUGUCCUCUGGCACCUCGGCAGGAUCUCCUUUUACCCUCCCUCCAAGUCCGCACGAGACAGACUCUGCCGCCCCUACCAGUUGGACCGACACAGCAAAUAUCAACGAUGGCCACCUCGAGAACGAGAGGAACCAAAGACACAGAAUCAGCACUUCCGUCGCCCCCACUAUACUUGGUGUUCCGCAAUUGGAUAUACGGCCAUUAAAGGAGUCUGUGGAGCCCCAACCAACAUCUGUGUCAGAUAGAGCCGUCGCCGAAGGAUCAAUAGGGCAGAAGGAUCCAGUCUCCUAUGUUUGCAAUGAGACGCAUGAUACUCCUGCUGUUUCUGCUGCUGCAGAGAUGGAUGUUGAUACACCCAGGAGGAAGCCACACCGGCUGCAACAUCGACAGAGGACAGAAGACAGUGACAACGAAGACCAGGACAAUGUGACCUCCGCCGCAACUACCCCUACAACUAGUUUGAUUCUGGAUCAUAACAGCAUUCUCAACGUGGACGGGGACAUGUCCAUGACCUCUCCUGUCCGCCAUACCAAAUCGCCACCUACCUCCACGUCCUCUUCUACAUCGACCGGGCGACGCAGGAUCGCGGAGUCGAGCAUGAUCCUCAGUGUAGGGACGAGGCCCGCGGCCACGGCCGCGGAGGGAGGAACGCUUUCGCCAGCCUGGUCCAUGAGCUCGAUCCCACGAGACAUCAGCGCAGCAUACAACAGCAGCUACCGGGAUCAGGCAGAGUCUCCAGUGGCCUCGCCCAUGGAUGAAAAGCUAUAUAGCCUUGUCGACAGAUAUGGGUUCUUGGUUGAAGAGGGUCGAACGCCGCAAGCGGACAAGAGCAGCGCGAAGUCGUCAACUCCGUCCUCGUCGCGGAAGUCCGUGCGGGUCGUAAAUGGUAUCAAACACCAGGCAAAGAUGAUUGAAAAAGAGCAGGAGCGCAGUUUAAAGUGGGCGAGGAUGGCGAAACAGUAUACCUCGGAAGCAAAGGAAACUGAAUACUCCUUUGCCAACCAUCCAAAGUUUAUAAAAAGGGUGUACAAGGGCAUCCCGGAUUGUUGGAGGGCAGCCGCAUGGAGUUAUCUCAUCACAAAGCGAUCUGUAGGCUUUGAACCUAACAUACGCCAAAUAUACCAUGACAUGCUGGAGAUCUCAUCGCCGGAGGAGGAGCAAAUCGAUCUUGAUAUCCCACGAACGAUGCAUGGACACAUCAUGUUCAGGACGCGUUAUGGACCAGGACAGUGUGCGCUGUUCAAGGUGCUGAAGGCGUACUCUAAUUUCAACCAUCGCGUUGGAUACUGCCAAGGGAUGGCCAGCGUCGUGGCAACAAUGCUUACAUUUUUCAAUGAGGAGAAAACGUUUGUUUUACUGGCGCAGUUAUUUGAUCGUUAUCAAAUCAACAACUUGGUCAUCCCUGGCUUUCCAGCCCUUUUUGAAGCAUUCUUCAUCCAGGAGGAAUUAACCAAAAUAUACGCACCCAAGGUUUUUGAGUCUUUGGAAAUAAUGGGCAUCGCGACGCCUAGCUAUGCCUCUCGCUGGUACAUCACCCUCUAUUCUGCGGGAGUCGUGCCUUAUCGCACCUUGUUGCGGAUAUGGGACACUCUCUUCCUGGAAGGAUUUGACUGGCUAUAUUUCAUGGCUCUUGCCCUUUUGAAGUAUCAUGAAUUGGAGUUGGUCCAGAAUAACUUUGAGAGAACGAUGGAGAUGUUGAACGCAAAGAUGGACAUACAGGAUGAUGAGCGGUUGCUAAAGAUUGCCAGGAAACUGUCCAAGCAGGCUCGGCAGACUGGGAUCGUAGCGAAGCUCAAGGCGCGGUAUAUAGCGAACCAGAGGCGGACUAUGAUCUCAGCAGAGUCAGCGCCCACCGCUUCCUAGAAGCAGCUGGCUGCUCGCUUUUUUUUUUAAUUUUUGUUAUGUGUAUUAUCAUGAUUAGUUGUCAUCUAUCUCAUAAUGUCCCGCGCCCGCCUUACGUGCAUCUUCAUCACCUUCAUUUGCUGCUCGAAGCUCCAUAAUAAACCGGCGUUCUCGCGCUAAACAACGACACCCUCUUAGAUGGUCCACAGGCCCGGAUCGAUAAUAAUAAUAAUAAUAAUAAUAAUAAUAAUAAUA
Molecule: messenger RNA, 2442 nt
Organism: Gamsiella multidivaricata
Lineage: Eukaryota; Fungi; Mortierellomycota; Mortierellomycetes; Mortierellales; Mortierellaceae
Product: rab-GTPase-TBC domain-containing protein
Exons: 11
Coding region: 208-2208 (666 amino acids)
Source: RefSeq, a predicted model, not a curated record